Messenger RNA from Microplitis mediator, 2901 nucleotides. RefSeq lists its product as uncharacterized. The coding region runs from base 614 to 2437 and encodes 607 amino acids. Gene Ontology annotation, molecular function: DNA binding. Gene Ontology annotation, biological process: DNA integration; DNA recombination. Lineage: Eukaryota; Metazoa; Arthropoda; Insecta; Hymenoptera; Braconidae. The record is from RefSeq and is a predicted model, not a curated record. The transcript is spliced from 7 exons.
UUCAUCGAGAUACAAAACAAAAAAGUGUAUAAAAUGACUGAAGUUUGCGUCAAAUUCAAAUUAGAACCGCCAUUUUGAUUUUUUAUAAAAAAGAACAAAGAAAAAUAUUUUUGACCUGAAAACGGACAUUUUUUAAAAAAAAGACAGCAGACACUGAAAUUUUUUUGUUUUUUUACCCAAGUAUUUGGAUAUUUAAAUAAAAAAAAAGUUGAAUGAACAAAUACAAAGGUUUAAAAUAGAUCAACGUUUCAGUUUUCUUUACCAUCUUAUGUCAAAAAAUGUCUUUUUACGUAUGACAGUAAUAAAAAAAUUUGUGACAAACCGAAAUCCAUUUCAAGCAAAACAAUUUCCUGGAAUUUCAUUUUGGACAGCAGAUUUUUUGAACUUUUGUAAAAAAUUUGAGUGAAAUUUCAUCUGAAAUUGGGAUUGAGGUCAACUGGCUGACAGACACAGAACAUAUUGAUGAUUAUGCACGAGGUGCAUAAUAACACUGCAGUGUGUUAUAUUUUUCCGGUAGAUGACGUCACCUGGACGAAAUACUAGACUUAUAUUACACUUGUGAUACAAGUUACCAAUAGAAAAAUUGUAGAGGAGAGUGAUAUCAACUGUCAAGAUGAAUUCAAAUGAGAGUGAAGAAAAUAAUGAUAAUGACAGUGAUGAGUCGUAUUCAGAACAAUUAGACAUGAUUGUUGAGGAGGUUAGUGAUAAUUAUGACACCAGUGAUGAAAAUGACCAUGAUAUAGAUGAAGAUGUCAAUGAUGAAGCUGCUGGUGAGCGGGCUAAUGAAAAUGCGGAUGAUAACAAACCUGACAAUGAGGCUGACAGCAAAGACAAUGGACUUGCUAAUGAUGACAAUGGACUUGGUGAUGAUAAAAUGAAUGAUGAUCAUGAUGAUGAUGAAAGUACUGAUGAUGAUGAUGAUGAAUCUUAUAACAGAAAACGAUCACCGAUGAGUGUACCUGAAAAUUCAAAAGUAAAAUAUGAGUCCGCGUAUGCGCAUUUUCAGGAGUGGCAGAAAAAAAAGAAAACGAAUUCAUUUUCGGAAAAAGUUCUGCUUGUUUACUUUUACGAAAUGUCAAAAGUUAGAAAAUCUUCGACGCUGUGGAAUACUUACUCGAUGUUGAAGUGCACUUUGAGUUCUUUUCAUAAAGUAGAUCUUGGGAAGUACAAAAAAUUGCUUGGAUUUUUGAGAAAAAAAGAAGUCGGGUUCAACAAAAGGAAAUCGAAAGAAUUCACGGCGACUGAAAUUGCAGAAUUUUUGAACUCUGCACCUGACGCUGAGUAUCUGCUGGAAAAGGUCAUUCUGGUUUUCGGUAUCUGUGGAGCUUCAAGACGCGCCGAAAUCUGCGGGCUGACUACUGAUGACGUCAAAGACACAGGCACUCAAUUAAUCGUGACGAUACAGCACGUAAUCAAAAACGUUCCUGACCGCAAAUUUACAAUCGAUGACAACUUUUAUAAACUCGUUAAAAAAUAUAUUUUUCUAAGGCCGGAAAGAGGACCGUAUAGAAAAAUGACAAACAGAUUUUUCUUGAAUUAUCAAAGGAGCAGGUGCACACGACAAGCCAUUGGAAUAAAUAAAAUAGGCAAUACGGCGAAGAAAAUCGCUCGAUACUUAAAGCUACCGGAUGCAGAAGCGUACACGGGUCACUGCUUCCGGCGGACUUCGGAAAAACUACUCCGGGACUCUGGAGUGGAUAUGAGAUACAUGUGUCGCUAUGGACAAUGGAAAACUGAUGACGUAUCUGAUGAUGACGCUAGAAAAAUAUUUAGAUGCAUAACUUGCAAAAUUAAACUGAAGGCUCCUGUUGAUUGCGAUCCGCCUGAGGUACCGGAGCCAAGAGUAUUCAAACCGAUUCCUAAACAGUUGAAUGUCAAUCAACGAGUCACAGCAUCAACUUCUAAGACCAGUCCUCCUGAAGUUAUUCCGAAGCCUCCAGCAAUCAGUUCUGAAAUAAUUCCUAAGCCUCCAGAAAUAGUUCCUCCUGAAAUAAUUACUGUCUCUCCAGCAAUCGAUUGUCUUGAAAUAACUUCCGAACCUCAAGUAAUAAAUUGCCAGGAAACAACUCAAAGGGCUCCAGCAAUAAAACGUCAAGUGAUUAAUUCAAAGGCUAAAAUAAAUAAAGUGGAUUAUCACAGCUUCAAAUAUUCCGUCGUCGAAAUUGAUAACAGAAGACUAGAAAUUGUUGAACGAGGGUGGGUUCCGCUGGAAGGAACAUCAACAGUCACGAGUUUCGGGGGAUUCAAUGACUAUCAGAGUGCUGCUGAUUGGGCGGAAAUUCUUGAUAGAAGAAAAUCUCUGGAUAAUCGCAACUGGAAAUUUUUGCGCGCGCAUUUAAAUAAUACGAGGGUACAAAAUGUUAACGUGGAUCAGAUUAAAGAAGAAGUUUCAGUUAAACAGGAAGCGGCUGAAGAUGAGGAUCCUCUUUGUCUCUAAGUUUUUUUAUAAGUUUUUAUAUACUAAGUAUUAAUGUUUAUAAUUUUAAUAAUUAACUGACAAAAUAAUUAAUUAAUUUAUUUAAGUAUUUAGAUAAUUACUCGAAAUUUUUUUACUGCAGCGGGAGGUAAUUUUUUAAAUAACCGACUAUUAAAAUUAAAAAUUGUAAUUAAUGAUGAUGAUAAUAAAUAUAAAUUUGAGUAAUGUCAAAUAGCGAACAAAGAAAUUUAUAUAUGACUUAUAUAUAAAUUAAAUGAAGGGUAGAAAAGUGCGAUGAACCGCGCCCGCGCCUCGAGGGUGCGGCCCCGGUCUACAUAAACCCAGGUGUGGCACACAAUUUAUAGAAUCACUCGUAGUCAUGCCCUCUAUCAACUCAACACUCGACAUCGCAACCCCGCGCCAAGGAUUAUUAUCCUCAGUCUUUCACGCAAUACAGAUAAUUAAAACUAAUCACCCGCUCCAUU